This is a messenger RNA of Pomacea canaliculata, 1112 nucleotides long. RefSeq lists its product as uncharacterized. The record is from RefSeq and is a predicted model, not a curated record. Bases 256 to 681 code for a protein of 141 amino acids. The transcript has 4 exons. NCBI's taxonomy places the organism in Eukaryota, Metazoa, Mollusca, Gastropoda, Architaenioglossa, Ampullariidae.
CGACCACGCCUAGCCCACAAUGCACUGCGGCUGACAUCGAGUCCUCCUCUCUCCCUCCCGACCCUCCAGUCUGUCAUGUCUUGCCCCCUGCGUGUUGGGACCGUGGCGUUGAAGGCCGUUGGACACAGCCGAGGCAAACAGAAUAUUUGGACACUAGAGUUGCCAGUAGACAGAAAGAUGACAAGACGCGAAGCCGGAAAAAGAUUGGCGUACUCUGAGUGAAUUGUUUCCUGAUCGUUUCCCAGUGAGGAAAAAAUGCGGAAUAUUGUCCUCACAAUGAAGUCCAUAUUGUAUGCUGCCAUCUUCACCCUGGUUCUCGUUGCCAUGGUUGCAGGUCAGACCUCGAACGCAACAGUUUCGAGUUCAACUGUCACGGCCAGUAGCACCGGUUCCCACAGCCUCCACAUCGUCGAUCAGCUCAUCAACCAUUCGCGCCACUACUCAGGGACAACCCGGUGGUUCACCAUUGCUGAAACCAGAAAUGGCAAUUCUAGCUUUCUUUGGCAGUCUUGCGGUCUUCCUGGUGUAGCGAAGCUUCAAAUCUUCAUUUCCUUCAUAUCAAAAGUGUUCUUAAAAUGUUUAAAAAAAAAACUGAAGCUACUUGUUGUAGUGUAUUUUAAGUCUUCAAAAUUUAGAGCUAUAUCAACAAAAAUCUCUUUGGAACUUGAACUUUCGAACUAAUGAUCUGUUUCCAAGGGCUGUUGUAUGAAGGAAAGACGUGCAAAACUGAAUGCUUUUGCAGACAGUUAACACUUUUCUGAGAUAGCCUUACCCUUCAGUCUGUGCUUUUUCUGUAAUCUUACAUAAGGUGACCAGAUGUUUCGGGAGCGAAAGCGAGUCGCGUGCCGAUCAUGGUGUCUCCGAAAAAGAGCGCCGAAAAAAGCCAAAAGCCGGGCGAAAGGCAGUAAACUAAGACACAAGUUUGAAAUUAUUUAUCAGUCAACGAUAGGCAAAAGCCAAAACCAAUGGUACAGAUACAAAUCAAUGUACUGUAAUUAGAUUUUGAAAUACAAGCGCGAUAUUGAUAAACUUGUUUAGAUAUAAGCGGAAACAUUUUAUGAGCAGACGGGACACGCCUAAAUCGGAACGUCUGGUCACCUUAUCUUACAUCU